This is a messenger RNA of Notothenia coriiceps (black rockcod), 6515 nucleotides long. RefSeq names its product Fanconi anemia group M protein homolog. Gene Ontology annotation, biological process: double-strand break repair via synthesis-dependent strand annealing; interstrand cross-link repair. The record is from RefSeq and is a predicted model, not a curated record. The coding region runs from base 75 to 6515 and encodes 2146 amino acids. The transcript is spliced from 22 exons. Gene Ontology annotation, molecular function: G protein-coupled receptor activity; four-way junction helicase activity; 3'-5' DNA helicase activity. Gene Ontology annotation, cellular component: plasma membrane. Lineage: Eukaryota; Metazoa; Chordata; Actinopteri; Perciformes; Nototheniidae.
CAGUAUUCAGUUAGCAAUGUUGCUGCUCGUCACAUGGCACAUUUUCUUUAAGUUUUUCCCCUUAACUAAAGAAAAUGAGUAGUGGUUCAAAUCAGAAGACAUUGUUCCAGACUUGGGGUGCAUCCGUCUCCAAAAACAAAGUUGUUCCACCGAAACAGGAUGUCAAGAAAGCUGCUGGACGGCGCAAAACAACCCCAAGGAACACUGCUCAGGUAGCUACAACAUAUCCUCCUCUCAAUCCACUAUGGGCUCAAAUAGGGCAGGGGUGUUCAUACACAACAGAAAACCAAGUGAGGAGGACAGAGGACCCUAAACCUGCAUAUGAAGAUGAUUUUGAUGACGAUGAUUUGAUGGUGGUCGCUGUUUAUGAAGCUGAGAAGAGCCUGCAACUUGAAAAUGGGAACUCUUUUCAAUAUGACAACCCUGUAGCAGCAGAGAGCACUGCUCUCUCUCCCGUCCCCUCAGGUGCGCAGACUUAUCCAGACUUCCCUGGCUUUGACAGCUCCUCGGCUAAGGUAUGGAUUUACCCCACCAACUACCCCCUCAGGGAGUACCAGCUGAAGAUAUCAGAGGCAGCUCUGUUUCAGAACACACUGGUGUGUCUUCCCACUGGUCUGGGAAAGACAUUUAUAGCCGCUGUGGUUAUGUACAACUUCUACCGCUGGUAUCCAUCAGGGAAGAUUGUAUUCAUGGCUCCCACCAAACCUCUGGUGGCUCAGCAGAUCGAGGCCUGUUACAAAGUGAUGGGGAUCCCACAGGCACACAUGGCUGAGCUGACAGGCAGCACAGCAGCAAAGAACAGACAGGAGGUGUGGAGGAACAAGCGUAUCUUCUUCCUCACCCCUCAGGUGAUGGUGAACGAUCUGUCCAGAGACACCUGCCCGGCCCAGCAGAUCAAGUGUGUGGUGAUCGAUGAAGCCCACAAGGCGCUGGGCAACCAUGCCUACUGUCAGGUGAUCAGACAGCUCGGCAGUCAGACUCUGCAAUUCCGUAUCCUGGCCCUAAGUGCAACCCCAGGUGGAGAUACAAAGGCGGUGCAAGCAGUGAUCUCUAAUUUGCUCAUCUCCCACAUUGAGCUGCGUUCAGAAGAGAGCCCAGACAUCCAGGCCCAUUCCCACCAGCGCAGUGUGGAGAAAGUGGUGGUUCCCCUGGGAGAGGCUCUUUCUGCUCACCAGGCGCGCUACCUGCAGGUGUUGGACAAAUUCAUGUCUCGUCUGGUCCAGAAGCGGGUGAUGCCACACAAGGAUCUGCGGUCUCUCAGCAAAUACCAGAUCAUCCUCGCCAGGGAUCAGUUCCGCAAGAACCCACCGCCAAACAUCAAGGGUCCGCAGCAGGGAAUGCUGGAGGGCGACUUCGCCCUCUGCAUCAGCCUGUACCAUGGCUACGAGCUGCUGAUGCAGAUGGGGCUCAGAUCACUCUUCUUUUACAUUCAGGGAAUCAUGGACGGAACCAGAGAGAUGUCCAGGGCCAGAAAUGAGCUGCAGAGGACUCCCACCUUCGUUGACCUUUACCAUGAGAUGGAAGCAAUGUUUGUGAAGCCAUCUGCUGGUCCAGGUGAGCCGUUCAUUUACAGUCACCCAAAACUGAAGAAACUGGAUGAGGUGGUGCUGCAGCAUUUCAAACAGGCUGAGAGUUUGGCAGAAAGUAAAGGGCCUCAGGAAGUAGGCACGCGUGUGAUGAUCUUUUCCUCGUUCCGUGAGAGUGUACAGGAAAUCGCCGACAUGUUGAACCACCAUGCUCCGCUGAUACGGGUCAUGACAUUUAUGGGCCAAGCCUCGGCAGGGAAGGGAGUCAAAGGCUUCACCCAGAAGGAACAACUGGAGGUAAUGUCCAGGUUCCGUCAAGGAGGCUUCAACACGCUGGUGUCGACCUGUGUGGGGGAAGAGGGGCUGGAUAUCGGAGAGGUGGACCUCAUUGUCUGCUUCGAUGCACAGAAGAAUCCCAUCCGUCUGGUGCAGAGAAUGGGACGUACGGGACGCAAGAGGCAGGGAAGAAUUGUGGUCAUCCUGGCUGAGGGACGCGAGGACAGGACCUACAACCAGAGCAUGAGCAACAAGCGCAGUGUGGACAAGUCCAUUAUCGGCAACAGGAGUCGGUUCCACAUGUACCCUAACAGUCCCCGCAUGCUGCCUGAAGGGGUGAACCCCACCCUGCAUAAGAUGCACAUCACCUGCGGCCAGUUUGACCAUCAGGAGAGCAACAGGCAGUCCAUCAGGGGUCGGCGGUCCAACUCUGAGGGGCGGGUCUCACUCAUCCACCCUCAAAAUCUGAUAGUUCGACAGGGCAGCUCGACGUCUGACGGGUUUCUUAGCAGUACUGAAUAUUCCCUCUGGGCGGCCACAAUGAAGCUGGGGGAAGAUGAAGCUCACCCUACUCUAAAACCGUCCCGUUUCUUGUCCAUACCCGGCGAUCUACCACCUCAGGACGAAUGUCAUAGGAUGAACACUGCUGGUGGGGUGUGUCUGUCUGUGCUGUCCUCUCUCCUGGCUGUGGCUGGGGCCCUGGCUGCCGUGUCUGCCCUCGCUGUAGCUCCUCUCUCUGCCCUGGCUGAAGCUGUCGACGGCGUCCCUAGCACCGGGGCAGAGGGGGCCCCCUCGCCCAUCUCCUCACCAUGCUCCAGCCUUGUAGCUGGGGUGCUUUAUGGGUCUUUCUCCCUAAGGGAGCUCUUUCCAUCCAGGGCGCCGGGCUGUUCCUGGUCCCUGGAAAACCCUGAUCCCACCAAGUACUCCCUCUACCUCCGCUUCACCCGGCACCCUAUCAUCUGCCGAACACACUCCCCCAUGCUCCUUUCCCUUGAUUACCACCUGGCCAAUCAAAGCUGUCCCCUCCACUUACAAACAGCCGCAGCCAAGGAUCAGCAAAUCAUUGAUUUGUGUGGCAGCCAAUCUAACUCAGAGGGACCGUACUCGUUCCUACAGUUUGAUAAGAACUUCGUCCAGCUAUGUCUAACGAGACAUCCAGCCGCGGGCGAGCCUCAGGUAUCUAAGGAAAUACUGGAGCUGAGGCUGGUAGAGGUGUUGCUCAUUAACAACGAGAACUCCAGCCAGUUUACCUGCGGCGUGCUCUGCAGAUGGUUUGAGGAGUGUUUACGCACAGGUCACAAUGGAGAGCAGGAGGUGUCUGACGGAGAUGGUUGUGGGAUGACGCAGACGGGAUGUAUCUGUCCGAACCACAACAUCAUGGCACCACCUGUUCCCUUGCUCCCGGAGACGCCCCACAGUUUCAGCAACGGCUCGGUUCUUCCUGAUGACUGCUGCGUCACUGAGCUGCACUCCAAUGAAGCAAUCGCCAUAGCACCCCGAGAUGUUCGACAAGGCAGCACAGAGAGAGUGCAGAGCGGGCUCAUGAAGAGGAACUGGCGUCUACAACUCUUAAAGCGCGGGACAGAGAGAGAGAGCUGUCUGCGCUGCUGGAGCGAACGGAGGCGGAACACCAGCAGAGAGGGGGAGUGUCGUUACGAACAGGAACUCCUUCCUUACCUCCACAAAGCCAAUGCUGUUGGCCACGUGAAGAAAGGACCGAAGCAGAAACAGAAGGGUUCAAAGUCCGCCACUAAAACCACCAACGGCAAAGCCAAACCGUGUCACUCGACGUUGUCUGAUCUGGAAUGCUUUGAAGAGGAAGAAGAUUGGCAAAACACACGAAGAAAGAGUAUACUUUCUUUAUUUGCUGCGACCAAAGAGAAACUUGCUGCUGAACAUGUUACAGAGGCGCCUAAUGAUGGGAUCACAGAUAGCCGAGGACCGGAGGGUGUGUGUCCUCUUCCCUCAAACAAUGACUGUCCAGAAGCUGACAUGGAUUAUGACUGUGUCAUUGUUAAUGAGCAGCACAUGGUCGGUGAGCCUGUAAGCUCUAAAAACACGUCACAGCUGAAGCUUGAAGAAGAGGAGGAUGUUGAACUCCAGGCUAUGUUCUACCUUCCUAAAUGGGAUUCAGCCAUUCCUCCAUCAUUUGCUAAACUCCUCUCAGGAAGAGAUCAGAGUUUGAAGGUUAUCCUGGCAAACGUGGCGGAGCUCCUGUCCCGAUCUCCUCCGCCACUGAUUGAAGAUUUAGAGGCAGACAUGGCUGCUCCAUCACUUCCUCCGUCUCCUCAGCAACCUCAUCAGCCAUUCCACGUCAAUUUUACACUAGAUGUGGAAGAAGACGACGAUGAUGAUAAUGAUGAAGUAAUGCUGAGUGAUGCUGAUGAUGCACCACUGAGGGCAAACUCAGAUGAGCAUCCAGUUAAUAGAGGGGAAGGUAAAAUGUAUCAUGAUUGGCCUCUUGAGGAUCAGCAGCAGAGCGUCAGCAUGGGCAGCCCCACCUGGGAGGAGGUUUUUGGGGAAGAAGAGAACAAUAAUCAUGAUAUGGGACAUGAUCACAAGGAGACAGAUAAUGAGAUUCACAAUGAGAAACAAGCAGGUGAAGAAGCUAAGAAGGAAAUAGAAAUGACGGAUGAUGCUAUGACGGAGGAAAAAGAGAGCUGUUGGGUUGAUGAGAGGAACCAGGAAAUGCCAAUCUCGACACACGGUGGUGUGUUAGUUGACGCUCAGAUGGACGACAGCAUGGAUCUGUUUGGGGACGACGAGGACUUCCUGCAGAUGACCAUCCCAGAAAUCUCCACGCCUGCCGGCACUUCCAGGAUGUCCCCGGGUGCUAAAGACAUGGCUAAUACAUCAGAAAAGACAUCUAACGUUUUACACACACAUACACCGACACACCUAAGUGGCCCUACACACACAGCUGAAACCCCCCGUACAUCCAAUACGGAUGAUAAAGCUCACACAAAGCACACAACUCCACAUGCAAAGCUGAAUACCCCAAGCAAUAUGGAGACAAAACACACGGGAACAUCAAGUAAACCUGUAGCAGACAAUAUAAUGACAGACCAGGACAUCUCAGCUCAUUGUGACUCUCCCACAGUGCAACAGAAUUCCGAGUCAUUUGACAGCUCCCAUGACUACUUCCCUGUCAACUUUGAUCUUGGCUAUUCCCUGGAGGACUCUGACGAAGCUGAGGAAGAGGCGGUUCCUGCUCUUUCUAUGUUGACCUCUCCGCUCCCUAAGGAGGCCGUUUCUACAGCGUCUCCGAGGGCCGUCUCCAACUCCUCCACUCCCUCUUACAGCUUCCAUAGACAGAAACCGCCUCUGCAGUCCAGUGAAUCUGAAAUAUCCACACCACGAAUGCUGUCGAAGCAUAGAAAGAGAGAAACGGCUUCUUUUCUGGCUUCGCCUCUGGUUUCUAGAUAUGGUGCUGUCCCAUCUCCAAUCACCUCACAAGGAGCUAGACGGACGCUCCUGUCUGGCAUCGCCGGGCCUCGCAUCCAAUGUUUAUUCCCCAGUUUAAGACAGACACAACUGGAGAACUCCCCUCCUCAUCCAGUGGAGUGCGUCAGUGACAGUGAUGAUGAAGUCGUGGUUCAUAAAAGGAGAGCUCAGAGCAAGGUCAAACCAUUCUCGUCACCUGAAGUGUCGAAGAUCUCCAGUGAUGUGGACUCCCCGCUGGUAGUGAAGAGGAAACGCACAGCUGCUCUUAAUACUUCUGAUGAAAUGGAGGACCAAACUGUCUCCGAUGAUGAUUUCCAGAAUGUGUUCACACACAGAAACACAGCACACGGAGCUGAGAGGGAACCAGUCCAACAGAGCAAAGCCAAGCACCCAAAAUGUCGAAGGGGUCGGCAGUUCCUGGAUGAAGAAGCAAAGCUGUCGUCGGAGGAGGAGGGGUCGGGCGUGUCUUCUGAUGAAGAGGAUGGAGAAGAUCAGAACCACUCUCUGGAAGGCUUCGUGGUGAACAACACACACUGCUCUCAGGGACUGAAUGACUCAGAGAUGCAAGGUGUCUACCUAAAGUCUGUGAGAAGCCCAGCUGUCCAUGGAAAGUUUAAAUUGUCCUACAAAAAUCAUAACAACAUGGACAUAUUUUCUCAGGUGCCUGAGAUGGAUGAAACAUAUGCAGCGGACAGCUUUGUGGUGGGAAGUGAUGAAGAGGAGGGGGAGAUCAGCGAGCAGGAGGCUGAAGACAUUGAACUUAUGCCCGAGGAGUCGUAUGUGGAGGGGCGGAGGCAGUAUGCCACCAGACGGCGGGUUUUCCUCCACAAAGCCAGAGCAGGCGCCAAGGCUACACCUGGAUGUCCUCCAAAGACGGCUGGUGUGAAAACCAAACGCACCCGUGUCAUACACAUGAAUGAUUCAAGUGAUGAGGAGAUGGAGGAAGCUAUAAGGAGAAGUCUAGCAACUGAAGAGGGUGUUGCUGCCCCCUUGUGGCCACAGGCAGUACAGCCUAAGCCUAACAGGCAGCAGCAGCAGCAGCAGCAGCAGCAGCAGCAGCAGCAGCAGAAGCCUUCCUCCUCCUCAUCCUCUUCAACCAUAGCAUCCAAAGUCUUGUUGCUGAGCAAGGCAAAGAGGAGCUCAGUGAGUGCGGAACAGCAAAAUGAGAGGCAUCGUCGGAGAUUAGAAAAUCAGCAUUUGCUCUCUGAUGAACUAGACUUUGCAGAGUCCGAUUUGCCGGUAUCCUCCAAGAAACAACCCCAGGUAUGA